Molecule: messenger RNA, 396 nt
Organism: Dothidotthia symphoricarpi CBS 119687
Lineage: Eukaryota; Fungi; Ascomycota; Dothideomycetes; Pleosporales; Dothidotthiaceae
Exons: 1
Coding region: 1-396 (131 amino acids)
Cellular component (GO): oligosaccharyltransferase complex
Source: RefSeq, a predicted model, not a curated record
AUGGACUUGAACCUGUGCGCACGAGCCAGCGGCGCAUCCAGCACGUCCGAAGCUCAAGGUGGCCUUGACAACGCGCUCCCCAGAAGCCCCGAAGCCACACCCCGACUUGCCCUCUGCAGCUCCCGUAUGUCGAUGUCCACCUCCCUCUCACCAAUUGUCCCACUGACCUUCCCACAGCAGGCCUCCAACCCCUCCAACCUCCACCCUCCCCAUCCUCACCACCGACGCGCGGCAGCCCCCAAAAUGAUAACAGACGCCCAACUCUACUCGCUCGCCAUCUUCCUCGGAAGCGCCGCCAUGAUGCUCAUCGUCCUAUACCACUUCCUCGAAGUCAACUCGGAAGAGCACGCCGCGGCCCAGAAACCGAAAGCUGCGGCCAAGAAGGUCAAGAUCUGA